Molecule: messenger RNA, 1485 nt
Organism: Sphenostylis stenocarpa
Lineage: Eukaryota; Viridiplantae; Streptophyta; Magnoliopsida; Fabales; Fabaceae
Source: the annotation of a GenBank genome assembly
AUGAUGCAUUCUGUAAGGGGUGGCUUGGUGCAAACUUUUGCGCUUGCCAAGCAUAAUGAAUCUGAAGGGAGAAAGACUCGAAUUCGGCGCUCUAAAGAGGAAAGGAAGGCAAUGGUGGAAUCCUUUAUAAAGAAGUACCAACAUUCGAACAAUGGAAACUUCCCAUCACUUAAUCUUACACAUAAAGAAGUUGGUGGCUCUUUCUACACAGUACGGGAGAUUGUACGUGAUAUAAUUCAAGAAAAUAGAGUGCUGGGUCCUGCUAAGUUCACCUUAGAAGAGCUAAACGCUGAUCAAUUUUUUGAACAAAAUCCACUGGGUUCAAUGGCUAGAAAUCCUGAAUCUUUCUUGGCUUCAAUUGAAAAUCAUUGUGAACCUGACAAGCCUCAGGAUACAAAUAAAAAAAUGAUUUCUGUUUCUGAUGUGUCUUAUACUGAAGUUCUGCACCAGGUGGUUGACAAAGAGCACGUCAUAAGUGUUGGGCAGAUAGAUGUGACAAACAAGGAACCUAUUGAAGAGGCUGUUGUUGCUGAUGGGCCUGACAAAGUGCAUACCAUGAAUAUUAGCCACUUAAAUGUUCCGAACAAUGAAACUGUUGAAACUGCUGUGAUUUCUGAUGGAUGUUGUACUGGAACUAAGCACAAAAUUAUUGACGUCGGGCAUGUCUUAAAUGGUAGCCAGGUGAAUAUAGCGAACAAGGAAUUAAAUGAAACUGCUGCUACUGGGAAGCAUGCAAUUGAUCCUUCUGCACUCAAACAGAAAGUUGAACCAGAGUUGUUAGCUGCUACAACACCAAUGGCUAAAGUAAAUGCUGCGACAGAAGACUUUAUAGUAGAGACAUUUCCACAAAGCUCUGUUUCCAUGACUACUGAUGGAAUAAGAAGUUCUGGAGGGUUGACGGACUCAAGUAAUUCACCAGAAAAUGAUAUGAAAAUGAUGGAAUUAAGACAAGGCGAGGAGAAGUCUGAAUUAAAUGGUUUAGAGCCCUCAAAGAAUUUGGACUUAUUGGACGAGAAAUUUGAGGAUGUCACUGGAAAUCAAAGAUUAAAGAACACCUCUAACACUGGACUUGGUAAGGAGGAUAAUAUACGAGAUAUAUUAGAAGAAAGCUCCAAUCAUUCUAUCGUCAAAGAUCAUUAUGAAUUUAAAGAUCGCACUGAUUCUCAAGUUGCAGUAUUUCAUAAAAAUACCAUAACCAUCGACCAGAGCCAGAAAACAGAUGGAGAUAAGACAAGCACUCAAACCAAUAACGUCAGCCAGACUUGUAAGCCAUCAGAGGAAGAUGGUGGCCUGCUAAACGCCGAUAAACUAAAGGUUGAUGGUCAACUUGGUGGCAACUCUCAGAGAAGCGGCACAACUGUGGAUAGGAUAUAUCUAGAAUCCUGGGACGGAGCAGCAAAGAAUUCAGCAAAUCGAGAACCCAACCCUCUUUUAGCUGCUUUGAAAGUUUUAGUUGAUGCUUUUGUAAAAUUUUGGUCGGGAUGA